ACACUCAACCAGUUCCUAUUGCAUGCCCUUUUGCUUUUAUUGCUUAGUUCAUAAUAGUUAAGAGUUUCUGAGUUCUGACUUGAAAAUGGCAAAACAAAUAUCCCACUUCACUUUGGUAGCUCUUGCUUUAUGCUAUUUGGCCUUUGCCCAUGAACCCAAGCCCCUGCAAGAUUUCUGCAUAGCCGAUCCAAAUAGCUCAGUUAAUGUAAAUGGCAUGACCUGCAAGAAUCCUAUGCAAGUUCAAGCCAAUGAUUUCUACUUUAGUGGCCUCCACCUAAUGGGUAACACAUCAAACCCUUUGGGAUCAAGUGUGACACCGGUGACUGUAGCUCAGUUAACAGGGCUCAACACUUUAGGCAUCUCAAUGGUACGCAUUGACUUUGCACCUUGGGGAAUCAACCCUCCUCACACUCAUCCACGAGCCACUGAGAUCAUCACUGUUAUAGAAGGAUCCCUUCAGGUUGGAUUCGUCACCUCUAAUCCAGAUAACCGUCUCAUCAGUAAGGUACUAAACAAGGGGGACGUGUUUGUCUUCCCAGUAGGACUUCUUCACUUCCAACGUAACAUUGGGAACAAAUAUGCGGUGGUUAUUGGUGCAUUAAGCAGUCAAAACCCUGGUGCGAUAAUAAUCGGAAAUGCUGUUUUCGGAUCAAACCCGCCCAUUUCGAGUGAUAUCCUAGCCAAGACAUUCCAAGUGGAUAAAAAACUGGUGGACCAGCUCAAGGCAAAGUUCUAACGCAUUAGACAAAAGAAAACACCAAAAGAAGAGAGUGUGUGCAGAACUUGUUUGCAUUAAUGUUUUCAAUAUUUCAAUUGUUUAUUUCUUCUUUUCUUUCCAUCUGAAAGACAAUACAAUCCGUUGGGAAGAAUUUUCAUUGA
This is a messenger RNA of Cynara cardunculus var. scolymus (artichoke), 879 nucleotides long. RefSeq names its product putative germin-like protein 2-1. The coding region runs from base 86 to 736 and encodes 216 amino acids. The transcript has 2 exons. The record is from RefSeq and is a predicted model, not a curated record. Gene Ontology annotation, cellular component: cell wall. Gene Ontology annotation, molecular function: manganese ion binding. Lineage: Eukaryota; Viridiplantae; Streptophyta; Magnoliopsida; Asterales; Asteraceae.